This is a messenger RNA of Aspergillus ruber CBS 135680, 1206 nucleotides long. Its product is annotated as arrestin C-terminal domain-containing protein. Lineage: Eukaryota; Fungi; Ascomycota; Eurotiomycetes; Eurotiales; Aspergillaceae. The record is from RefSeq and is a predicted model, not a curated record. Gene Ontology annotation, biological process: division septum assembly. The transcript has 3 exons. Bases 1 to 1206 code for a protein of 401 amino acids. Gene Ontology annotation, cellular component: division septum.
AUGGCCGCCUUCGUGCGAGUUUCUGGCCCGCCGAACGGCAAUUUUCUAAUCGGUUACCCAGGAAUAUCUGCGACUAUGCCUCGUAUAGAAGGAAAAGUCGAGAUCAGACCGAGUGUCGGCAUUACAGCGCCAGUCAACGUAUCCUUCGUCACCAUAUCGCUCCAUCGUCGCGAAUCCAUCCACCCCUCCGCCGAUUCGGUCACCAAGAAACGUCUGGCCCCGCCGCGAAAAGAGAUUAACGACGUGGUGGGAAAGGAAAUGCUGUUAUUUCGCUGUCCGGCGGGCCGAGAAUACGAGGAGGUUAUCGCAAUGGAUUUGCCCUUUGUGCUGUUCAUACCGUUUGGACGUGGAAGCGCAGACGCAUCAAGACGAGUCCCCGCCGCCAGUUUACAACUUCCCAGUCGGACCGCGGAGACAUUCUACGAGAUGGUGGUGACGGUACAACAGGGCCAUUCGGAUCAGAGAAAACAUUCGUUCCCCGUACCGCUCGAGCGUUAUGACACCCUUUCGACAUUUGGCAUGUACAAUCGCCCCGAAUCAGCAGAGCGAGUGUCGGAUCACUUGGUGACCUUGGGGAUUUCCUUACCGCGGUGGUCGUACGGGCCCUUGGACCCAGUGAGCGUAUACGUGAAAUUGGCUCCGAAUCCGAGCUGGAUGGGAAAGGCGAAAAAGGUGACAAUCAACAAGAUCACCAUCGGAAUUGAAGAAGAGAUCAUAUAUAAUCAUGAGGGAGAUGAGCCACAGCGGAAAGUCAAGACUUUGACGAAGAAAACCGAGACCAUUGGCGUGAAGCUGCCCCCUACGGGCUUCUUGACUAACCUAGGUUUGGUAUUUCCAGCCAGGGACAUGCGAGACUCUGAUGGCAUGUUGCCUCGAGGGAAAGCGGCCUUUCCAACCUACGCGCUUACUGGGUUUACCACUACUGCAAAUCUUUAUAAGAUUGAAUACUACCUGACGAUUAAGGCUCAUUUAACAUCCGCACGAGACAUCCUCAUCCGGCAGCCAAUUGUAGUCUGCCCUCUCGAUCACGCUGGCUGUAAGGAAGAAAUGGAAUCCAUUGAACAGGCCGCACGCGACGCAGUCCAUGUCAACCCCGAUAAUCCCAUGUUACCGUUACCUUCCAUCGUGCGUCCCGGGGAUCCUCAUGCUCUCAGCCAACUAGGCGUGGCUAUUGUCGGGAAUCAAAAGAAGCCAUUGAUUGACUGA